Messenger RNA from Scutellospora calospora, 338 nucleotides. Lineage: Eukaryota; Fungi; Glomeromycota; Glomeromycetes; Diversisporales; Gigasporaceae. The record is from the annotation of a GenBank genome assembly.
UUCAUACUGACUUUAUUCCUUUUGUUGCUAAUACCAAAAACAAAAAUACUCAAAAAAUGCUACAAAUCACAAAUAAUCAAUAUAAGCUUAGUAACGAUGCAACUUUUCAAAAUAAUAAUGCUUAUCAUUAUACUUGUUUAAUACCUGAAGUUGCUAAAACUUCAACAACAACUGGUAUCUAUACAACAUCUUCAACCUCUCCAAUGGAUUAUACUUCUACUAGAAAAAAUCUCUUAGCAACAUUUCAACAGAACCAAACAAAACCUUUCACUAUUUCUAAUAUCGCAACAACAGUUCCACUUACUACUCAACCAGAAAUCAAACUAUCUACUUUAACA